Penicilliopsis zonata CBS 506.65 is the source of this 1070-nucleotide messenger RNA. RefSeq lists its product as hypothetical. Lineage: Eukaryota; Fungi; Ascomycota; Eurotiomycetes; Eurotiales; Aspergillaceae. The record is from RefSeq and is a predicted model, not a curated record. Bases 121 to 645 code for a protein of 174 amino acids. The transcript has a single exon.
ACUUCGGAGGACAAUUGAAUUACAGAGAUCCUUUCACAUCUCGUUGACCAUAAACUCAGUUUCAUUUUUUUUAAAUCUUGAUAUAGCCUGUCUCCUGAAGGAUCUAAAUCGCCCAUCACAAUGUCAGCCCAGGGCCCUAACCCUCUUCCCCCGACGACCAUCCUCUCGACGAGACCCAUCUCACAGUCCGCUGCACACGACUUCCUCGCCGCUUAUCUCGACCGCGCUGCCACAGACCCCGCGCUGCAGCCUAAUGCCUCCAUUAGCGAACAUGGCCCCGUCUCGCGCACCACCGCCGCGGCGCCAAAUCUGAUCCUGCACAAUCUGAAGCGCGUACAAGCAGGGCUCGCCGGGGAGGUGCUUGGCCGUGAUCUGACAUUCAUCAAGCUUGGAGAGGACGGCAACGCACAGGUGGUCACCGUCGACCCUAGCGCGGACGAGAAUGCCCUCGCGCAGAAAGCAGAGGGAGAGGGCUGGGAGGAUGCUCAGCAGUGGCAGCAGAGGGACGAGGAGGCAGAUGCUGCGCCCCAGGAUGCGUCUGAAGAUCCUACAGCUGGCGCGCUGGACAAGGAGGAGAGAAAGCGCAAGAAGAAAGAGCGCCGGUUAGCGGAGAAGAGGGCCAAAGCCAACGCUACAGAGGAGUAACGAGGGAAAGGAAGGAAAGAAAGAAAGAAAGGAAGGAAGGAAGAAAUAAUAGAAAGAGGUUUAUAAAAGUUGGCAUUGACUGGCGUUUUACGACAUUACGAUAUCAUUUGCUUUCAUUGGGGGUUUUAUUUUUUUUCUUGUAUUAUCAUUCCAAGACAAAGAGAGACGCAGCUGUGUCUGUCUGCGUGUCCCUUGAGGACAGCCUGGCAGCCUGGUAGCCCGGGCUGAUGCUGCUCAAAGAAAAAAGAAGUGAUAUUGAUGAAAACUUAAAAUCCUGUGUUUUCAAACAACCUUUCCUAUGCCAUCUCUUUUAGGGAAAAAAAAAACCAGACCGACGCCUCUGCCACCUUUCGACACCUCCUGGGAGACCAUAACACCAGACGAGUGAAAAAAGAAAACAAGAGGGUAAAUGAAGAAACGGGGAA